This is a messenger RNA of Vicugna pacos (alpaca), 2060 nucleotides long. Its product is annotated as melanocyte protein PMEL. Gene Ontology annotation, biological process: melanosome organization. Gene Ontology annotation, cellular component: melanosome; plasma membrane. Lineage: Eukaryota; Metazoa; Chordata; Mammalia; Artiodactyla; Camelidae. The record is from RefSeq and is a predicted model, not a curated record.
CCACCUUCCAGCACCUUUGGUUGCUGGAAGAAAGAACAGGAUGGAUCUGGUGCUGAGAAAAUACCUUCUCCAUGUGGCUGUGAUGGGUGCUUUUCUGACUGUGGGGGCCACAGAAGGACCCAGAGACCGGGAUUGGCUUGGUGUCUCAAGGCAGCUCAGAACUAAAUCAUGGAACAGGAAGCUUUAUCCAGAGUGGACAGAAAUCCAGGGGUCUGACUGCUGGAGAGGUGGCCAGGUCUCCCUGAAGGUCAGCAAUGAUGGGCCUACACUGGUUGGGGCAAAUGCUUCCUUCUCUAUUGCCCUUCAGUUUCCUAAAAGCCAAAAGGUACUGCCAGAUGGACAGGUCAUUUGGACCAACAACACCAUCAUCAAUGGGAGCCAGGUGUGGGGAGGACAGCCAGUGUAUUCCCAGGAACCUGAUGAUACCUGCGUCUUCCCUGAUGGGGGGUCCUGCCCAUCUGGCCCCUCAUCUCGGAGGAGAAGCUUUGUUUAUGUAUGGAAGACCUGGGGCCAAUACUGGCAAGUUCUGGGGGGCCCAGUGUCCGGGCUGAGCAUUGGGACAGGCACAGCAGUGCUGGGCACACACACCAUGGAGGUGACUGUCUACCACCACCGGGGGUCCCAGAGCUACGUACCCCUCGCUCACUCCCGCUCAGCUUUCAUCAUUACUGACCAGGUGCCCUUCUCCGUGAGCGUGUCUCAGCUGCAGGCGUUGGAUGGAGGGAACAAGCACUUCCUGAGAAAGCAACCUCUGAUCUUUGCCCUCCAGCUCCACGACCCUAGUGGCUAUUUGGCUGGGGCUGACCUUUCCUACACCUGGGACUUUGGAGACAGUACUGGGACCCUGAUCUCUCGGGCACUUGUGGUCACUCACACUUACCUAGAGCCUGGCCCAGUCACUGCCCAGGUGGUGCUGCAGGCUGCCAUUCCCCUCACCUCCUGUGGCUCCUCCCCAGUUCCAGGCACCACAGCCAGGCAAGUGCCUACUGCAGAAGUCGUAGGUACUACUCCUGGUCAGGUGCCAACUGCAGAGCCCUCUGGAACCACAGCUGUGCAGGUGCCAACCACAGAGGGCACAGGCACUACACCUGAGCAGGUACCAACCUCAGAAGCCAUAGGUACCACACCUGCAGAGAUGCCAACUGCCAAGGCCAUAGGCACCACACCUGAAGUGCCAGCCGCAGAGCCCUCUGGGACCACAGCUGCACAGGUGACAACUACAGAGUUGGUAGAGGGCACAGCUGGAGAGGCACCCACCCCUGAGCCUGAGGGUCCAGAUACCAGCCCAUUCAUGCCUACAGAAGGGAUUACAGGCUCCCAGAGCCCUCUGCUGGAUGGCACAGCUGCCUUAAUCCUGGUGAAGCGGCAAGUCCCCCUGGAUUGUGUUCUGUAUCGAUAUGGCUCUUUUUCCCUCACCCUGGACAUUGUCCAGGGCAUUGAGAGUGCUGAGAUCCUGCAGGCCGUGCCAUCCAGCGAAGGGGAUGCAUUUGAGCUGACUGUGUCUUGCCAAGGCAGACUACCCAAGGAAGCCUGUAUGGACAUCUCAUCGCCAGGGUGCCAGCCCCCUGCCCAGCGGCUGUGUCAGCCUGUGCCACCCAGCCCAACCUGCCAGCUGGUUCUGCACCAGGUACUGACGGGUGGCUCGGGGACCUACUGCCUCAAUGUGUCUUUGACUGAUACCAACAGCCUAGCAAUGGUCAGCACCCAGCUUGUCAUGCCUGGUCAAGAAGCAGGCCUCGGGCAGGCUCCCCUGUUCGUGGGCAUCGUGCUGGGGCUGAUGGCUUUGCUGCUUGCAUCUCUGAUAUAUAGGCGCAGACUCGUGAAGCGGGGCUCGGAUCUCCCCGUCCCCCAGCUGCCACACGGUAGAACCCACUGGCUGCGUCUACCCUGGCUCUUCCGCUCUUGCCCCAUUGGGGAGAGCAGGCCCCUCCUCGGUGGGCAGCAGGUCUGAGUACCCUCAUGUGAUGUCAUGAUUUACCCAGGGGGGGACAGCAAUGUCUGUCUUUUCCCCAGUCUUCCCUUGGAGACUACCAUUGCCUGAAAUAAACACUCAGAACCCG